This is a messenger RNA of Zonotrichia leucophrys gambelii, 7285 nucleotides long. It is a transcript of the gene SLC43A2, whose product is annotated as solute carrier family 43 member 2. Gene Ontology annotation, biological process: neutral amino acid transport; transmembrane transport. The transcript is spliced from 15 exons. Gene Ontology annotation, molecular function: neutral L-amino acid transmembrane transporter activity; L-amino acid transmembrane transporter activity. The record is from RefSeq and is a predicted model, not a curated record. NCBI's taxonomy places the organism in Eukaryota, Metazoa, Chordata, Aves, Passeriformes, Passerellidae. The coding region runs from base 192 to 1880 and encodes 562 amino acids.
GUGCGUGUGAGGGUCUGUCUGUGUGUGUGAGGGUCUGAGUGUGAAGGUACUGGGGGUACCUGCACACCGGGAGGGGUCCCGUGGAAUAUCGAGGCGUACUACAGGAGUACCGGAGGAGAAAAUUACCAGGGGAUACCUGGGUGUGAGAGGUUCUGAGGCUCUGAAGGAGGAGGCCACCCCACCAGGCAGCCAUGGCCCCCACGCUGGCCACGGCGCACCGGCGGCGCUGGUGGAUGGCGUUCACGGCCAUCAUCGAGAACCUGCUCUUCUCGGCUGUCCUGCUGGGCUGGGGGUCCCUGCUCAUCAUGCUGAAGGCUGAAGGGUUUUAUUCCUACCUGUGCUAUGGCCUAGAGACCACCACCAACACCUCUGAGCUCGACAACAGCACAGCUUCAGAGCACAAAUGGCCUUCCUGCAACGCCCAGGAUGAGAUGCUGAACUUGGCCUUCACCAUUGGCUCCUUCCUGCUCAGUGCCAUCACUCUGCCCCUGGGGAUUGUCAUGGACAAGUACGGCCCCCGCAAGCUGCGGCUGCUGGGCAGUGCCUGCUUUGCCGUGUCCUGUGUGCUGAUUGCGUACGGUGCCAGUAACCCAGACUCUCUGUCUGUGCUGAUAUUCAUUGCCCUGGCUCUGAAUGGCUUUGGUGGGAUGUGCAUGACCUUCACAUCGCUCACGCUGCCCAACAUGUUUGGGGACCUUCGUUCCACGUUCAUUGCUCUGAUGAUUGGCUCCUAUGCUUCCUCUGCUGUGACUUUCCCAGGAAUCAAGGUUAUCUAUGACUUUGGGGUCUCCUUCAUCCUUAUCCUGCUUGUCUGGGCGAGCUGUGCAGGACUCGUUUUCCUCAACUGCUUCUUCAACUGGCCCCUGGAGCCUUUCCCAGGACCAGAAGACAUGGACUACUCGGUGAAAAUAAAGUUCAGCUGGCUGGGCUUUGACCACAAAAUCACUGGGAAGCAGUUCUACAAGCAAGUGACGACCGUGGGGCGCCGUCUGAGCGUGGGGAGCUCCAUGAAGGGCCCCAAGGAGCCAGCAGCUCUGCAGGAGAACAACAAGCUCUGUCUGUCUACAGUGGACCUGGAAGUGAAGUGCCAGCCUGACAGUGCAGCUACUCCCUCCUUCAUGAAGAGUGUCUUCAGCCCCAUCCUGCUGCUCAGCCUCAUCACCAUGUGUGUCACCCAGCUGAGGCUCAUCUUCUACAUGGGAGCCAUGAACACCAUCCUGGAGUUUCUGUCUGGAGAUGAAAGUCAAGUGGCUUUCUACACUUCCAUUUUUGGGGUCCUGCAGCUGCUGUGCCUGCUGACAGCGCCUGUGAUCGGAUACAUCAUGGACUGGAGAAUGAAAGAGUGUGAUGAUGGCUCAGAGGAGAAUGAGGAGAGCAACGCUGAGCAAGGUGACAAGAAGAAGAAAAAGCGUGACCGUCAGAUCCAGAAAAUCACCAACGCCACCAAUGCCUUUGUGUUCACCAACUUCCUGCUGGUUGGAUUUGGAAUCACCUGUCUUAUUCCUAAUCUACCCUUGCAGAUUCUGUCCUUCAUUUUGCACACAAUUGUGAGAGGAUUCAUCCACUCAGCUGUGGGAGGCCUCUAUGCAGCUGUAUACCCCUCGACUCAGUUUGGCAGCUUGACAGGGCUGCAGUCGUUGAUCAGUGCCCUGUUUGCCCUCCUGCAGCAGCCUCUCUUCAUGGCACUGACAGGACCUUUGAAAGGAGACCCCCUCUGGGUGAAUGUUGGCUUGCUUGGCCUGAGCCUCCUGGGAUUCUGCCUCCCAAUCUACCUGGUCUGCUACAGGCGCAGGCUAGAGAGAGAAAAGAAGCAGAAGAUGGAAGAUGCCAAACUUUUCUUCAAAAUCAACGGCACUCCCACUGAGGAAGCCUUUGUUUAAACUGGUGCUUCAUGUGCAGCCUCCCCUGUACAAGUUCCUACCACAUCUGUGGGUUCUACCUGUGGUGUAAGCCAGGACUUUUCUCCCCUGGCUCUGCCAGUCUUUGCUCAUCACUGGAGUGAGGGCUGGACAUCAAGACUGAGAUUUCCUCAGAUAUAUGGCAGGAGGAGACUUCCCACUCCUUAUUCCAAAACAUGGGACACUUCUCCUUUUUAUAAAGGCCACACAGCUAUUGUGUCUUAAAUUAUCCCCUGAUCACACUCUCCAGCAGCAGAGAGUUUGCAUGGGAAACUGGGGAGAGAAGGAAUAGAGGGAUGGGGGAAGAGGGAAGACAGACCAUAAUUUGAGUUUGCAAAUGUAACACACUGCAGUCUGUUUUCUCCCCUUCUUCCCCCAAACUUGGCUGACAGUCUCGGAUGCAAGCUGCACUGUCCUCCCUCCCCAAGGCUUCAUAAUGGUCUUUCUGCUUGAUGUGUAGCUGGAACCAGUGGUUUUACUGUCUCUCCAGACAUAUCCCUGUUUCUGAGGCAGGGAAGGGGUUUUUAUUCCUAUGUGUAUGAGCACAGCUUCAGUGUUUUGCUAAAUGUUGGCUGCUAGCACUGACAGCUCCCAAACCUUUUAUUACUGCAAAUGACACAGACUGUGAGCAAUGGAUCUGCCUUCCACACUGAAAUGAAGAGCCUAUAGUGGACUGCUGGUCCUAGACCAAGCCUUGGGAGGCCUGGAAUUCCUCUUCUUCCCGGUUCACAAACUCACCUGUACGUGUUUUAAACUGUCUGCAGUCCUGGAGCCUCUGAGAUAAGAAUUGGAUCUUGUUUACCGAUGAAGUGCUUUGAGACUUUGUUGCCUUUUGCCUCUCCUUCCCCCCUGAGAUGCCCCUGGGAGGGGAGCAGCAAUGUGUGUUCAGUAAAAAGUGGAGAAGCUUCUUGAAGCUGAGUUCUGGGGCUUCAGAUGCCUUGGUGUUCACGUGAGCUGAGCUGCUGGUGAAAAGAACCAGGAGUGCAGAACACUCCUUUGUGUCUGGUAACUGGAUCCUGUGGACAUAUGGCAGGGUGAUGUGGUGAUGUCAUUUUUCCUUUAGCCAUAGCUGAUUUACCUUGCUAUGAUAAUGGUCACCAAGCUGCUGAGCACCAGGUUACUGUGACUGACCAAAAUGCUGCCACUUGGGCUGCUCUAGGAGCCUUCUGCAAUGUUGAUGCUCUGUCUGGACAGAGCAGCUGGUGAUUGAUUGUAAGGUGAAGCUGCUGCCAGAGCAAUACGUGUGGGUAAAGGUGCCCCAGGCCUGUUCACACCAGGGAGGGAAUACAAAGGGAAUUUUUAACCUGCUUAUUUUUAUAGAGGUUUUCCUUGUCUAAAGCAGACUUUUCUGCCCUUAACCUUCUUGUUGAGGUCGGUAGCUCAGGCUCUGCAGCCCUGUGUUAAGCACUGCACUGAGUGGGAGCAGGACUGUGCAGGGGUGAGGAGGAGCACCGACUGCACCGGGCUGAGCUGGUGGCUGAGGGAAGGUUGGGGCAGAAAUAAAACAAUUCUGGAGAAAUAGUGGUGGUGUUUUACUGCAAAGCCUGGCAGGGGCUCAGACAUUCAACUAUGCCUGGUUGGAAAUGUCCAAGAAACAACACCGUGCUGCGACCUUCCUGUGACAGAUUACCUGGAAGCUGAGCUGGGUGUGAGCUCCUUCUCUGGGGUUUGGAGGAGGCAGAACCCCAGGCUGGGCAGGGUUUGAGCUUUGCUGCAGCCCCUGAAGGAGGCAGAAGCUCAGGCCGGGCAGGGUUUGAGCUUUGCUGCAGCCUGAAGGAGUCAGAACCCCGGGCCGGGCAGGGUUUGAGCUUUGCUGCAGCCUGAAGGAGUCAGAACCCCGGGCCGGGCAGGGUUUGAGCUUUGCUGCAGCCCCUGAAGGAGGCAGAAGCUCAGGCCGGGCAGGGUUUGAGCUUUGCUGGAGCCCCUGAAGGAGGCAGAAGCCCAGGCCGGGCAGGGUUUGAGCUUUGCUGCACCCUGAAGGAGGCAGAAGCUCAGGCCGGGCAGGGUUUGAGCUUUGCUGCAGCCUGAAGGAGUCAGAACCCCGGGCCGGGCAGGGUUUGAGCUUUGCUGCAGCUCCUGAAGGAGGCAGAACCCCGGGCCGGGCAGGGUUUGAGCUUUGCUGGAGCCCCUGAAGGAGGCAGAACCCCGGGCCGGGCAGGGUUUGAGCUUUGCUGCAGCCCCUGAAGGAGGCAGAAGCUCAGGCCGGGCAGGGUUUGAGCUUUGCUGCAGCCCCUGAAGGAGGCAGAACCCCGGGCCGGGCAGGGUUUGAGCUUCGCUGCAGCCCCGCGGGUCCCUCCCUGGCGGUGGCGGGGCCAGCGCUCCGCGGGCCGGCAGCGCCAUCUCCAGUCGCUGCUGCUCCGCACUGCCUGGUACCUGGUAGUCUUCACUCACUCUUUUCAGGAUUCACCACUUGAGGAUUUUACACAUCUGUGGUUUUUUUUUUAAUAAUGUGUUGCCUUUAUUAAAUGUGUUUGUUUCAAGGCAGAUUUACUGCCUGCUGUCAGCACUGUGUUCUUCUGGAACUUUUUGUGUUUUGGUGAUUGAUGAUUUAGUGAGCUUUCCUUCUUUUUUUGAGCAAUAAUUAAGAAGGCAGAGUUUUGAUUAAUUUUGCUGGUCACCUGUCUUGUCUCAAGUACAUGUUCAGAGAUACACCAGCAGUGUUACAGCCAGAGGGCUUUCUGCAGAUUUCUGCAUUUUAUAUUACAAUACUUUUAAAUAUUUUGAGAAGAGUCCUGUUCCUGCUCAGAGAUACUCGUGAUGUGACAAUGACAGAUUAAGUAUCAGGUGUGUGAGCCUCCAUCCGUAGUCUCAGUGUCCUAAAGCAGAGUUGGUGUUCUGUGUGCUAGCCAGCAUUACUUCCACCUCAGUUUCAGAAUUGAAUGUGAUUUCUUCCACUCUUAUGUCACUUAAAUGCCUGUUACAAAUGUCUCAGCAAAACAGUGGAACAGAGAGUGGCGUAUAUUAAUGAAGUCUUAGUGGAGAUGCUGCUGCCUUUUAAUUUAGCUGCACAUUCUUCAAAGAACACAGUUUUAUUUCUGCCAUCUACCUCCCUACUGCAAUUCCCAGAUCCUGCCCUUUAUUAGGGAUAUCUUCAAAUCCAGUUUCAUCUGAUGAUCUGGUGAAUGUGUGUGCUUAAUGUCAGAAGCUGCUGGUCAGCUGUGAGGAGAGCUCAUGUCCUGGUGGGCACAGAGGGAGCUUUUAGCUGUUCAGGGUUGAACAGACAAAUGGGAUCAUGUUUUGGAUCAUGCAAAGUCAAACUGGAAUUCUUUGCUGCAGAAUGUAGUGGAGAACAGAAGUAACAUUUUUUUUUUUAAAGAAGAGGGUGGUUAAACAAUGGUCUGAUGCAUCCACUAACUCAGGGAGAUUUUAAGUUGCUGUAAAUAAGAAAGUUAUGCCAAGGAAAGAUACUUGUCUGCAUGUUCUGUCCUGUAAGAAUUGGCCAAAGCUGGAGAAAACACGCUGGGCUAAAGUGAAACACUGCUCUGAUUGAAUGGGGUGAAAUUUAUUUUGACAGUUGUGAACCAAACUAACUUCAGUCUCAUAUUUAUCUAUCAAAAACCUGCACCUGCAUGCAAGAUGUGCAAACACUCUACUGAUUGUGGCAUAACUGCUUCAGAGCUGCACCUCCUGCAGCAGAGGGUUCAGUGGAGGGCAAUAUUCUGCCUUCAGAUUAUUGUAAACAUUGUCUUGCACAGCAGAAACACAGCUGGGGUGGUUGAUCAGGGGCAGUUUGCCUCAUCCUUUGGUGCUUAGGGAAAUAGAGUAGUAUAUAGUAACAUUAUAUACAUUUGGAGUGGAAAACAGCAUUGCUGCUUCCUAGCUGAGUGUUUCAGGACCAAGACAAUGCCUGGUGCAUGAGCCACCUUGUGGGGAAAAUAAAUGGGCUACCAAAGAGUGGAGUCCCAGCAGCUGGCAUCAAUAAUGCAUUUAUCUGUGGAACUCAAAUAUAGGUCAAUGUGUUGUACUGCUCUCAUAAUUCCUAAAUGAUGAAUUUGUAGGACUUGGGGGUUUUUGUGUCCUUUGUAGCUCCUUACCCUGAUCCAUGUGGGAAGUGCAAGGAGGGUGGCCAUGGGAAAGGGCUCCAUGGAAGUAACCCCAGCUGAAUGUAAGGAAGCAAAAACCUGAUCUGUGAGUACCUCAGAGUCAAAGGUGUUGCUGUGUAAAGCAAUUGCACCUGCUGGAGACACUGCUCCCAGGCUCUACAGCCUCUCACAUGCACUUAAUCUGCAUUUGUAUUAAAAUAAAAUUGAAUUCACAGAGUGGGGAAGGGAGGGUGACAGCUUUUUGCUUUCACUAAUCUGUCAGAACCUAAGCCCUGUUGACACAGCCUUUAUAGCACUAAUGCAAUGACACGAUGUCAGAAGUAGCAGAGAAAAUCUGUGCUGUUCUGCUUAAUAGGACACUUACACUAUGACAGUCACUGAGCAAAGCUAUAUCUGGAUCCUUGAGAUGAAACUGGACACAGAUGUCUGGGAAAAAAAAGGGGGCAAAUCUUGCUGAGACACCAAUUUAAGUGCAAUGCUGCUACAGCAACUGAAAUGUUCAACUCCCACAGCAAAGCCUGGCCUCUUCAUGCUCUGUCUGCAAAGGAAAAUUGCAGGAUAAUGAGAUUUUAACUAAGUCCGUAAAUCACUAAAAUGUUUUCAAGCAGGAGAUUUCCCUCUUGACAGGCUGAUGAAUUUGGAAAAUAUGCUACAAAAUUCAAAGCAGAUACUGUAGGGUAAAAGGAAUGAAAUCUCUAAACAACACAUUUUUGCUACUCUUUUUCUUUUCACCUUUGAUUUUUUUUCUGCACCUGCAGAGCUUUUUGAUAUUCUCUACACCCCAGUUUAAAAGUGCAAAGUGCUCAUAAUGGAAAAUAGUAUUAUAGUACAACAGAUUCCUGUUGGGAAUGGACUGGUUUGGGUUUUUUUAUUAAAAAAAAAGAGGCCACUUCUGAUUCACAAUGUUAUCUUCUCUGGAAUAGCUGAAACAAUGAUGUGUUAUGUAGCUGCAAUCUUACACGUUAAUUAUAAAGCCCACAGGUCCUUGUUUUCCUCCAUGUGCUGCCAGCCUGUCUCUGUGCAAUCUGUUUUUACCAGGUGUCCUGUGCUCCACGUUGUCCUCCUACUGCUGAUUGUCACUUCCUUGUGCCUGACCCUCUGUCACCUGCUUUUUAUUCUGGAGACAAUCCCCUCUUUCAGAAAAGCCACUCUUUAACCUGCCAGCAUUACCUCUCCCACCUUUUCCUGUCCACUGAAUUUUUUUGUAGCGUUUGCUGAAGUGGAAUUGUAAACUCCUUGGGGCAGGCCUGUGUCAUCUUCUCUGUGUUUGUAAGGUGAUGUGCACUCUUGCAGUACUAUAUCAAAAUAAAGUGAUAAUAAGUUAAUCAUUAGUUUUCUUUCUGA